CACUCACCAUGAUGAGUGAUAGGCAAAAGGGUCUUCAAAAUGCUGUUGAGUCUAUUUUCAACAGCCCUGACACAAGAUUCUGUGUUAGGCACAUGUACUGCAACUUCAAGAAAGACUUCCCUGGCCUAUUACUGAAGCAACUUGUGUGGGCAGCUGCUAGAUCAACAAUUCCUGCUCAUUUUGACCAGAGGAUGAAAGAAAUCAAGGAUAUAAAUGAAGGAGCUUACAAUUGGUUAGCAGCCAAACAAAAGUCAGAGUGGACAAAGGCAUACUUCAAGGAAGGUGUUAAAUGUGACAUGUUAUUGAACAACAUGUGUGAAAGCUUCAAUAUGGCCAUUAUGGAUGGAAGGGACAAGCCCAUUGUCACACUGUUGGAGACAAUCAGAGGUUGGUUAAUGUCUACUUUCACAAAGAGAAGGGAAGGCAUACAAAAGUGGAAGCAUGGAGUGCACAACAACAUAGCAAAGCUUGUAGCAAAAAAUGCUGAAAUUGGUAGGAAGUGCUCUGUCACAAGAGCAAAUGCUGUUUUAUUUGAAGUUAAAAUGUCAGAAGCUGGUGCCUUUAUGGUUGAUCUGGACAAACAUGAGUGCACAUGCAGAAGGUUCCAGCUCACUGGAAUUCCUUGUGGUCAUGCCUUGGCAGCCAUUUGGUUUUGUGGCCAUAAUGAAUGGGGUUACAUACAUAGGUACUACAAACCUGAAGCUUAUGCAGCAGCAUAUGCAGGCACAAUUUCCCCCAUGCCUAGCCCUGACAAGUGGCCAAACAAGGGCCUUAACCCUAUAUUCCCUCCCUGUGAGCAUAACCUUCCUGGCAGGCCAAAAAAGAAAAGGAGAAGGGGUGCUGAUGAAAAAGAUCCACCUGCAGCUGCCACAGUUAGAAAAGCCAGCAGAGUUGGAACUGUCAUGCAUUGUUCUAAAUGCAGAAAAUCUGGACACACAGCCCCAAGAUGCAAGGAACCUGUACCAAAUGUGCCAAACGAGGCUCCAAAGAAUAAAGGAGGUAGGCCACCAAUUCAAAAUCCAUCUGCUGCAACACUCAAGAGGAGGAAGAGAAGGGACAAACAACUUGCAAAAGAGGCUAGGAAGAGGGGUGAAGGUUCAAGUUCCCAGCCUCGGGGUUGAUUGUCGUUUAGAAUUGUAACAUUAUAAUUUACAUUAAACUAUUGUCACAGAAACUAGUUUUAGAUACCUUUUGGAUAUUUCUUGUAUAGGUGCAUUUUGGUGAUCUUUUGAUCAAUGUGAAUUGUAUAGGUGCAUUUUGGUAAUAUUUUGAUCAAUGCACCAAGCACAACAACAGUAUAUUUUGCUAAUGUAUAGGUGCCUUUUGGAUCUGAACAGGUCAAUGCACCAACCAAAUGAAUAGAAAUUUUAUUUUGCAAAA
Cannabis sativa is the source of this 1380-nucleotide messenger RNA. RefSeq lists its product as uncharacterized. Gene Ontology annotation, molecular function: zinc ion binding. The record is from RefSeq and is a predicted model, not a curated record. NCBI's taxonomy places the organism in Eukaryota, Viridiplantae, Streptophyta, Magnoliopsida, Rosales, Cannabaceae. The coding region runs from base 9 to 1121 and encodes 370 amino acids. The transcript is spliced from 2 exons.